UACGGACAAGGUAGAAAGCGUGACGGCGGUGGCUCGCUGCAGGCAGGGUGCAGUUGAAGUUCAAGGUCGACUCACGCGUGAAUGCCGAGCGCUACAUCAGAGGAAUCACGCGCGUCGAGAAACCCCAGUGCAUGUAUCGCCACCCACAAUCGUCGCAUGCAACUUCAUACAGCCACCCACCAACUUCAUAGAGCCGCUGCCCGUUGGCUCGAGCACGCUCUACGCGACGACCUUUUCGCAUCAUGGCACUCCUGUCCACACUGAGGCCCAGCCGUGAGCGGAUCCGCGAAAUUGGCAGAUUGUAUGCGUCGCAUCGUCCGAUCAUCCAAAGACUCCUUCUGGUCGGUUUUAUCGUGCAUAUUAUCUCGUACACUGUCGGCGGGCUCGCAGCCAAGCCCAGUGUGAGCCAGAAAUCGUCAAGGAAAGGCAAGGGGAAGGGGAAGAGCAAAGCCGCUGAGGCGGCGGAGGGGCGGAAACCGCGAGUCGCUAUAGAUGCGUUGUUCUAUCAACGACUGUCGACGAUACUCAAGAUCGUGAUUCCGAGUCUGCGCUCGAAAGAGGCUCUACUGCUCGUCAUGCACUCCAGCCUUCUCAUCUUCCGAACCGUAAUCUCGCUGUACGUCGCAGCAUUGGAUGGCAGAAUUGUGGCAUCUCUCGUCCGAGCGCAGCCUAUACCUUUCCUCCUCAACAUCCUGCGGUGGUUGUUAGUUGCAAUACCUGCUACGUGGACCAACAGCUGGUUGAGCUAUGUCCAGAACAAGAUUGCUCUGGCAUAUCGAACCCGGUUGACCGAAGAGGUGAUGAAGCAGUACCUAGGUGAGACGGCGAAUGGGCAGGACCUCAAGGUAUUCUACAAACUAUCUAACUUGGACGACAGGAUCAAGAACCCAGAUCAGAUGAUCACCCAUGACAUCCAACGUUUCUCAACACACUUAGCAGCCAUCUACGCGAACGUCGCAAAGCCGAUGCUAGACAUGAUUCUGUACAACUACCAGCUCUCGCAGAACGUCGGCGCGGAAGGUCUCGUCUUACUCACCAUCGCCAUCGAAUGCAGCGCAGCCCUCCUACGCGCAUUGACCCCGCCCUUCGGCCUGUACACCGCACUUUCCGCGCAGCUCUCGGGCAAUCUGCGCCACACGCAUUCGCGGCUGGCCGAGUUUGCGGAGGAAAUCGCGUUCUUCGGUGGCGAGCACACGGAGAAGAUGCUCGUCGAGCGAGAGUAUGCGGGCCUCGUGCAGCAUGAGGAGAAGGUGCUCCGGAGGGCGUGGUGGCAUGGGUGCCUGGAGGAAGGCGUUAUCAAGUGGCUCUGGGGAAGCUUUGGGCUGUGUCUGUGUGCGAUUCCCGUGUUCUUUAAGUUGCCGGGAGUGAGCGGUAUUGACUUGGGGAGUCGUACGGAAGGCUUCGUUACUAAUCGGAGACUGCUCUUGUCUGCUUCCGAUGCAUUCGGGCGAGUUAUGUACUCCUACAAGGAACUAUCCGAACUCGCAGGAUAUACCGCACGAGUUUCCCAGCUGCUAGAGACGAUGGCGGAUAUCCGGAAGGGGAAGUUUGAGAAGGCGCUUGUCAGCGGUGCGGAUACUGAGGAGCACGCUAACAUACUCAAGGGCAGGGGGAUCAGCAUUGAGUCUGACGAGAUCGAAUUUGAGAACGUGCCGAUCGUGACGCCCAAUGGCGACAUACUUGUCCGCAGCCUGAGUUUCUAUGUAAAACCAGGACAACACCUCCUGAUUGUCGGACCCAAUGGUUGCGGGAAGUCCUCACUGUUUCGCAUACUGGGAGGUUUGUGGCCAGUUUAUGGUGGGAUCGUUCGCAAGCCACCAGCAUCACAAUUCAUCCUUAUCCCACAACGACCGUACCUAUCUCUCGGAACGCUUCGUGACCAGGUCAUUUAUCCUCAUAGCAAGAAGGAUAUGGAAGCAAGGGGUGUGACGGACGACGAUCUGCGCGCGAUCCUAUCCGAGGUGCAGAUGGACCAUAUAAUUGAGCGUGAGGGUGGAUGGGAUGUCGCGCGCGACUGGCAUGAGGCACUCAGCGGAGGUGACCAGCAGAAGAUCGCGUGGGCGAGGCUGUUUUACCACAGGCCAAAGUAUGCGGUGCUGGACGAAGCGACAUCGCUCGUUCCCCCGGAGAUGGAAGGCAGGAUGAUGGAGCACGCGACGCGGCUGGGGAUCACCCUUUUGACGGUGUCACACCGCCCGUCACUAUGGAAGUACCAUUCGAUGAUCCUGCAGUACGAUGGGCAGGGUGGCUAUGUCUUUACGAAACUCGAUGCCGAGAAGCGCCUUGCACUGCAACAGGAGAAGGAGGCGCUGGAGACGAAAUUGCUCGAAGUGCCGAAGAUGCGAGCGAGGUUAGCCGAACUGCAGGCUUUGCAGAGAGGAGGAGUGGCUGGGAGUGCGUAAGCCGGUGUCCGGGUCCGAUAUGCGCUUCUUGAGGGAGGACAGGAGUGUGAUUUUCCUUGGAUGUAUAUAC
Laetiporus sulphureus 93-53 is the source of this 2472-nucleotide messenger RNA. Its product is annotated as adrenoleukodystrophy protein. Gene Ontology annotation, biological process: fatty acid beta-oxidation; very long-chain fatty acid catabolic process; peroxisome organization. The record is from RefSeq and is a predicted model, not a curated record. Gene Ontology annotation, cellular component: peroxisomal membrane. The transcript is spliced from 17 exons. Gene Ontology annotation, molecular function: long-chain fatty acid transmembrane transporter activity; ABC-type transporter activity; ATP hydrolysis activity. Lineage: Eukaryota; Fungi; Basidiomycota; Agaricomycetes; Polyporales; Laetiporaceae. The coding region runs from base 243 to 2402 and encodes 719 amino acids.